AUGACUAUCAACACACGCCAAAUUUUCAUCCAACUACUCCUUACAUUCUUUGUUACCAUUGCUGCAGGAGGUACUGAAUCUAAAAAGACACGUGUCAGUAGUACUGGCUUGAAAAAUUACAUUGUCCAUGUAAAGAGACAAGUAGCUUCGCUAUCUACAGUAAGCAGCGAAGAUCUGAAGGCAUACCAUCGAUCAUUUCUUCCCUUUAAUAUUCGUCUUGCAUCCUCGGAGAAAGAUGAACCAUUACUUUACUCAUACCAAAACGUGGUCAGUAGUUUUGCAGCAAGACUCACUGAUGCCGAUAUUGAAGCCAUGAGUAAAAGAGAUGGGUUUGUAUCAGCUCGUGAAGAAAGAAUCUUGAAGCUUCAGACGACUCAUACCCCAAAAUUCUUGGGUUUGCAUCAGAAAUCAGGAAGUUGGAAAGAAUCCGAGUUUGGGAAGGGUAGCAUCAUUGGAAUAUUAGAUGCUGGGAUUAUACCAAAUCUGUUGGGGUUGGAAAACUCUUCUAUUAAACACUAA
This is a messenger RNA of Lactuca virosa, 519 nucleotides long. The record is from the annotation of a GenBank genome assembly. Lineage: Eukaryota; Viridiplantae; Streptophyta; Magnoliopsida; Asterales; Asteraceae.